CUCCUUAUUGUUGUUCUUUUUUUUUCCCAAAAAAAAAAACCCUUUUUUUUAAUUUUGAGGUUAAAUUAAUGGUUUGUGCCUAGGCAGUUGUUGGUCCCCAACAUAAAAAAAGUUUCAGUUAGUUGUUACUGUAGUCUUCUUGUAGGUUUGGAGCACCAAAAGCCUACCUCUCCAUUCUUUCCUAUUUAUAUCCCUCCUUCCCCUGCCACAUUCUUCACAACCCAACUUCUUUCUACUUUUCAUCUUCACACACUAACUAAAUCUCUCUUUCUUUUCCCUUUCUUCAUAAACAAUGGCUGUCAUUGCGUUUUUCCUGGUGGGUUUUCUUGCAAUGGUGUCAAAUGUUCAUGGUUAUGGCGGUUGGACUGAUGCUCAUGCCACCUUUUAUGGAGGCGGUGAUGCAUCUGGAACAAUGGGUGGAGCUUGUGGAUAUGGAAAUCUUUACAGCACAGGUUAUGGAACAAACAUUGCUGCUCUGAGUACUGCUCUGUUUAACAAUGGCUUGAGCUGUGGAUCUUGCUUUGAGAUUAGAUGUGUUGGCUCAAAAUCAUGCCUUCCCGGAAGCAUCAUUGUGACGGCCACCGAUUUCUGCCCACCAAACAACGCCUUGCCAAACAAUGCCGGAGGAUGGUGCAAUCCUCCUCUCCAGCAUUUUGACCUUUCUCAACCUGUCUUUCUUCACAUUGCACAAUACAGAGCUGGAAUUGUCCCUGUUUCUUACAGAAGGGUACCCUGCAGAAGAAGGGGUGGAAUAAGAUUCACAAUUAACGGUCACGCCUACUUUAACUUGGUCUUGGUCACCAACGUUGGUGGUGCCGGAGAUGUCCGUUCGGUUGCAAUCAAAGGGUCCAGAACCGGGUGGCAGCAAAUGUCCAGGAACUGGGGAAUGAAUUGGCAAAGCAACUCAUAUCUUAAUGGCCAGAGCCUCUCAUUUAAGGUCACCACCAGUGAUGGCCGGACUGUUGUGUCCUACAAUGCUGUCCCUGCCGGAUGGUCCUACGGUCAAACUUAUUCCGGUGCCCAAUUCCGCUGAAACAAGUCAACAACUAGUAAUUUUUAUUCCUACUAGUAUGAUUUUCUUUGUGGGAGUUUUUUUUUUUUGGUUUUAUUAGUAGUAUGGUCACUGGAUUUAAUAUGGUGACUGUAUUUCUCUUUUCAUCACUAGCUAAAUGGGGGGCUUUUAGCAAUUAGAGUGGUGCCCUUAACUAGUAAAAAUGGUGAUAAUUCACCUUGAUAUAGAAAAAAUACAUGUAAUUAGGCAAAGGUAGUAUUGGCCUCUGGGAUUAAAAUGAGAUGGGCAUAUUUUAAGGUUGUCCCUCAUUUUGUUAGGGGUUAGUACUAUUUUUAUUUUCUUUUUGGGGUUUUUGGGUUUAUUUUCUUCCGUUUUAAUGGCGGAAGAAGAAAAGGCAGAGGUGGACUGUUACCACCCGCCUGAAGAAGUGAUUUUACUGCAUUUCUGCCGGACGGAGUUGUCCUUUUAAUUUUUAUGGGUUGUACUGAGAUUUUUAUUGUACAUCGAAUUUGACUAAAGUAAUGCAAGAGUGCCAUUAUUAUAUG
Molecule: messenger RNA, 1557 nt
Organism: Oldenlandia corymbosa var. corymbosa
Lineage: Eukaryota; Viridiplantae; Streptophyta; Magnoliopsida; Gentianales; Rubiaceae
Source: the annotation of a GenBank genome assembly